AUGAGGAGAGAGAACCAAAGCAGCGUGUCCCAGUUCCUCCUCCUGGGGCUCCCCAUCCCACCAGGGCAGCAGGGCGUGUUCUUCACCCUGUUCCUGGGCAUGUACCUGAUCACGGUGCUGGGCAACCUGCUCAUCAUCCUGCUCAUCAGGCUGGACUCUCGCCUGCACACGCCCAUGUACUUCUUCCUCAGCCACUUGGCCUUCACUGAUGUCUGCUUUUCAUCUGUCACUGUCCCUAAGAUGCUCAAGGACAUGCACACUAAGUAUAAAUUCAUCCCCUAUGCAGGGUGUAUUUCACAGAUGUAUUUCUUCAUAUUUUUUACUGACCUGGACAGCUUCCUUAUUACAUCAAUGGCUUAUGACCGAUAUGUUGCCAUCUGUCACCCUCUUCAGUACACCACCAUCAUGAGGAGAGAGCUGUGUGUUUUACUAGUGGCUGUGUCCUGGAUCCUGUCCUGUGCCAGCUCCCUUUCCCACACCCUCCUCCUGACCCAGUUAUCCUUCUGUGCUAACACCAUUCCCCAUUUCUUCUGUGACCUUGGGGCCCUGCUCAAGCUGUCCUGCUCAGACAUCUCUCUCAAUGAGUUGGUCAUGUUCACAGUAGGGGUGGUGGUCAUUACUCUGCCAUUUAUAUGUAUCCUGGUAUCUUAUGGCUACAUUGGGGCCACCAUCCUGAGGGUCCCUUCAACCAAGGGGAUCUGUAAAGCAUUGUCCACAUGUGGGUCCCACCUCUCUGUAGUGUCUCUAUAUUAUGGGGCAAUAUUUGGGCAGUACCUUUUCCCAACAUUAAGCAAUUUCAUUGACAAGGACAUCAUUGUGGCUCUCAUGUACACGGUGGUCACACCCAUGUUGAACCCCUUUAUCUACAGCCUUAGGAACAGGGCCAUGAAAAAGGCCCUUGGGAAACUUUUCAGUAAAGUAACAUUUUUCUCACAGUAA
Myotis brandtii (Brandt's bat) is the source of this 939-nucleotide messenger RNA. Its product is annotated as olfactory receptor 1J2. Gene Ontology annotation, cellular component: membrane. Bases 1 to 939 code for a protein of 312 amino acids. The transcript has a single exon. Gene Ontology annotation, molecular function: G protein-coupled receptor activity; olfactory receptor activity. The record is from RefSeq and is a predicted model, not a curated record. Gene Ontology annotation, biological process: G protein-coupled receptor signaling pathway. NCBI's taxonomy places the organism in Eukaryota, Metazoa, Chordata, Mammalia, Chiroptera, Vespertilionidae.